CCCGCGGAUUCCCGCUGAAUUUGCGCUGAAUGCUCACAUUUCUGGGAUGGGAUUUACAGGGGCAAUGGGUCAAAGUGUUAUUAUUCGUGUUGCUUAUUUUCCUUAUAGAUGUUUAAAUCGCUGCACCCUACUCGCCAAAAUUCCGACGCUGUCCGUGGCGGUGAUGUCUGCCGUGUGAGUGCACCAAGAAGCGUUCGGGCUCGAUGGUGCAGCCGGCCGGCCCGGAGAGCUACGGACCGCCCGAGUCUCCCGGCUCGCUGAUGCGCUCUCGGCCCGGCUCGGUGCUGUUUCUGCUGGGCACUAUGCUGGUGCUGGGCUCUCUCUCCGUGCGCCUGUCGAUGCCGCCACGCCCGCUGCCGCUGCCGCACUUUGAGAAGGCGGCGCUACACCGCGGUAUCGGUCGGCCCCAGGUGCAGACGGCGCGCCACCUGCCACCCAACACAGUGCCCGUGUCGGUGCACUUCCACUCGCAAUAUGACUGGUCGUUUCUGCGCGGCCUGAACAUCAACGACCCACGCCGGCUGGACCGGAUCAGACACCGCGGCGGCGUGCCGAUGGGCACCUCAGACCCCAGCUGUGACGACGGCAAGACGAAUCUGACCCGGGACUGGGAGGACGGCUCCGAGCCGCACCUCUGCCCGGCGGACCAGCGGCUGCUCGACGUGCCACCCAAAGCUGGCCGAGUCGACUGCCAGCGCCGCCUGCCGGACGAUAUACCGCUGCGGCACGUCUGCAUGAACGAAAGCCUGUCCUACUCUGCCGGUAUCCCGACGUACGGCCACCACCGCCCCCUGUGGCCCGUCUACGGCUCGUACCGGUACCUGCCGCCGCAGCGAUGGCUGCACAGCAUCGAGCACGGCGCCGUGGUGCUCCUGCACCAUCCGUGCGUCGACCCCGACCUGCUCCGUCAGCUGCGCUCGCUGGUGCAGCGCUGCAUCUUCAAACACAUCGUGACGCCGUCAUGGCGCGUGGAGCGCACCCGGCCGCUGGUGCUCGUCGCUCACGGAUGCACGUUCCAGAUGGCACGUGUCAGUACCGAACUGGUGGUGGCGUUCAUUCGGCGCCGCGCGCUCGCCGGCAAGGAGGGCCGACUGGCCGAGCAGGGUCAGUUUCGCGACCAGCUGACGCGCGAGGCGCGUGCGCCGCUCGGCUCGGACGUCAAUGACACGGUGUUGUGUCCGUUCUAUCCGCCACGUACAGCCUCUGAUCAGCUGUUUGACGAGUGGCGCUGACGAGAGACGCCAACCGCUAUCAGACGAAAGGGUCUACUGAACGACUGGUCUAUCACCAGCUAGAACACAUCGCUCAGUGAUGAAACUCGAGUCACGGCGCGAGGAAGCGGUUGCCCAUGUGUUACAAAACGACACCGACUACGCGAAAAUAGGAGAAGUUAGAAUCGGAUGAAAGGAAUAUGAAGAGAGGGUUUAGAUGCAUGUUUGAAACCGAUUGUUAUACGAGUACGGUGAUAUGUGACGAUCUUUUGAACAGCUCACUGACUUUGAAGAGAACUGACUUGCGCUCGGAUACUGACGGCACAUACGAACCUCCGCGAAUAGAUAAUAAAUGAUCAUGCUGGGAUCAUAUACUAAAUGACAUUCCAACUUCCAAGUCA
Amphibalanus amphitrite is the source of this 1612-nucleotide messenger RNA. RefSeq lists its product as uncharacterized. NCBI's taxonomy places the organism in Eukaryota, Metazoa, Arthropoda, Thecostraca, Balanomorpha, Balanidae. Bases 204 to 1232 code for a protein of 342 amino acids. Gene Ontology annotation, cellular component: cytoplasm. The transcript has a single exon. The record is from RefSeq and is a predicted model, not a curated record.